Molecule: messenger RNA, 1693 nt
Organism: Cottoperca gobio
Lineage: Eukaryota; Metazoa; Chordata; Actinopteri; Perciformes; Bovichtidae
Gene: polr3d
Product: polymerase (RNA) III (DNA directed) polypeptide D
Biological process (GO): tRNA transcription by RNA polymerase III
Cellular component (GO): RNA polymerase III complex
Molecular function (GO): DNA binding
Source: RefSeq, a predicted model, not a curated record
GUUUGAUCCACGUGAACGCAGACAGAACGUGACACUGCGGAAGUGUCAUGGCGCCGUGCGUCAUGCAGUGUCAGAAGCAGCACGAGCACAAAACAACUUGUAAUGCUUCUUCUCUUACAAGUCUGGACUUGGCAUCUAAAUAAGACAUCCGAGGAGUCGUAACUAUAGGAUGGCCGAUUCAGGCUCAGGUGACCCCAGUGGUCAACGUGUGCCAACAACUCCUGGAGGGAGCGGGACGGGACUUCUGAUGGGCCGCCGACCACCCGCUGCCAUCUCUACUGGCCGUCUCCCCUCAAUGCGAUCAAGAGACCUUACCCUGGGAGGAGUGAAGAAGAAAACGUUUACACCCAACAUUAUUGGCCGAAAAGCCAAAGAAGAAACAAAAGCUGAAGGCGGGCAGAGGAGAAACAGGGUGGAUGCAGGUCGCGGUCGGGGUCCGAGAGAUAGAGGCAGGGGCCGAGGUCGCCCGGAGAUCAUCCAGUCCCACUCUAUUUUUGAGCAGGGCCCUGCAGAGAUGAUGAUGAAAAAGAAAAGUGGCUAUGAAAAUGAGAAAGAAGCUCCGAGCAUGGGACCUUCACCCAUCAUCAAUAUCAAAAAGGAGAAGAGAGAGACGGAGGAAGAGACCAAAGAGAUUCUUGCCAAGCUGGAGAGAGAUACUUUUAUAGACGACCCCUUCUUGAGAAGUGAGAGAGGAGCUGCCCCUGUCCAGCUUCCCCUUGCUGUAUCGGGAUGGGGAUUCACGGAGGAAUUUAGUAAGGCUGCUGUUAAAAUUGAGAAGGUGGAGGACGAUGGUGAACCAAUGGAACCUGCGGUUGAAGUGAAACAGGAGCCAGAGGAAUCUGAAAUAAAGAAGACAGAGUCAGCUUUCAAGCCCCCUCCUCUCCCUGAGCCUGAAUUUCUUCCUGACCUGCUGCAUAGAUGGAGUCUGAGCAAAGGAGAGGAGCUGUUCUUCAUCCAGAUGCCUGACACGCUACCCGGCCAGCCUCCAACCCUGGAGCACAGGCCGGUGAAAACAGAGGUGCAGUCAGAGGACGGACAGACCGUGCUUCUGAAAACAGAGUGUCAGGAGGAGGAAGCCGAAGAAGGCAACUGCAAUCUGAAAGACCUGCGGGAGGGUCUUGUAGGAAAGAUGCUGGUGCGGAAGUCUGGUCGGGUCCAGCUCAUGAUGGGACAAGUGAUGCUUGAUGUGUCUCUAGGAGCAUCGUGCUCUUUCCUUCAGGAGCUGGUUUCUAUUCGCUCGGAGGGAAGAACAGGGGACUUGACUGUAUUAGGGAACGUCAAACACAAAAUGGUUUGUUCCCCAGACUUUGAGUCUCUACUCGAAAGCAGUGCUUGAUUCUCAUCAGAGCUGGUGAGGACUGAGCCUUCUGGAUACUUGUGGCGGGUUGUGUGACAAGAUGUUCACGUUAACCGCGGACUCGCCCUUUGGAACCUGACUUCCAAUACAACUACGAAUACUGUUGAUUGCACAUCUGAUUUUUCAGAGUGGCUGAAGUAACAUAUUGAAACACACUAUCUAUAAAUAUGAAACGUAUGAAGUUUUAGUUUCUUGUGGAAUAGGCAUCUUAAUUCAGGGUUCAAAGUUUGAAUGGUGUGCCAAAUUUCAUUUCUCUAUAUCUGAGUUUACUUGACAAGACUGUACAUGGGUGUAAAUGUGUGAAUAAAAAAAAAAAGGUUUUUUGUUAUCCCAGUA